AUGUUGGAUCAGCCGUCUUAUCUUGACGCUCUUUCCGGCCUCGUUCAUUCAGCUGAGUGUCUGGCAUCAAAGGGCUAUGUGACAGCUCGCCUGUCAGAGGUCGACCUCGAGAAAAAGCGACGUUGUGCGAGAUGCAAUAUCUUGCUUGUAAAAGAAGAACGACGAAGUCGACAAAAGUUGCUUCCGAAGAAAGAUACCGCGCUUUCGACUGCCCCGGGAUCCUUGCAAAGUAAGAUUGUGGAUGAGGUUGCUUCACUGGGGAUGGAGCAACUGAAGUUGGAGGAAACACAGGCACCCGAAAUGCGCUGUAAAUUCCACGAUGGAAAGCUUGUCAACAAAAAAUGGACCUGCUGUGACCAGCAUCCGACAGGCCGUCCCUGUAAACAAGAAGACGCGCACCAACCCGAAAGCCGUACCAUAAAGGAGAUUUCCACUCGCUGGCAGUACUCCGCAACGCCUCCCGUUCUGACAAAGAACACACGUAUUGCCGUCGUGAUCGACUGUGAAAUGGGAACGGCUGCAUCCGGUGACAAUGAGCUGAUCCGCCUGACCCUCAUCGACUACUUCACCAGCCAAGUUCUGAUCGACAAGUUCGUCUGGCCUGACGUUCCGAUGCAGCACUUGAACACCAAGUGGUCAGGCGUAACAUGGAAGAUGAUGAACGAAGCCCGGAACAAGCGAAAGUGCGUGUUUGGCUGGAGAAACGCCCGGGCCUUGGUCUGGAAGUUCGUGGGUUCGGAAACCAUUGUCAUUGGGCAUGGUGUCAACUCAGAUCUCACUUGUCUGCGAUGGAUUCAUCCUCGGCUUAUCGACACGCUUAUUGUUGAGGGGAAUAAUCGUGAGACAAAGACUGGGCUUUCGUUGAAGAAGUUGGCUGAGGAGCGGUUGGGGAGAGCCAUCCAGCAGGGGAAGGGGCAUGAUAGCCUUGAGGAUGCGAUUGCGACACGAGACUUGCUCCACUGGAAUGUUCUGAAGUUGACUGGAGGGCUUACAGAGGCUUGA
Messenger RNA from Fusarium musae, 1002 nucleotides. RefSeq lists its product as uncharacterized. Gene Ontology annotation, molecular function: exonuclease activity; nucleic acid binding. Gene Ontology annotation, biological process: ribosomal large subunit assembly; rRNA processing. The coding region runs from base 1 to 1002 and encodes 333 amino acids. Gene Ontology annotation, cellular component: nucleus. NCBI's taxonomy places the organism in Eukaryota, Fungi, Ascomycota, Sordariomycetes, Hypocreales, Nectriaceae. The record is from RefSeq and is a predicted model, not a curated record. The transcript has 3 exons.